GCAGACGUCACCAAACAACCAAACAUGGCCUCAACAAUGAACAUGCUUAUCGUAAGCAACGACGACGGAAUCUUGUCGGGAGGCGCAGAGGCUGUCGUUCAAGACGAACAUUCGCAAUUGUCUACUAUCUUCGUACCACAUAUCGUCAUCCAUCUCCUUCGCGCCCGAGCAGUUCGCGCAUCGAUGGCAAAAACUCGAUCUCCAUAGAUGCCAAGCGUAGCUAUGACAUUGGGGCCGUAGUGCGCCGGCUUCUGUAAUUGGACUUGAUUCCGCGUAUAUAGACUGGACGCUCAGGGUCCGGAUCAAGCUAUGUACACAUUUAUUGCGUCGAUCGAUUUCCUUCAACUUUAGUUUCUGUGGUUUCGCAUCCAUUGCGCGUUCGUAGUCCAUUCAAAUUGCACAGCCGUCAUCAUGGACUCGCCAGACGCGACGAAUUCGAAUAGCAAGGAGAUACUAGAGAGAAUUGCAACACACGAAUCAUACACCUUUCAAGGCGCGAGAGGAUGGCGGAGAUGGCGCAUUCUCCAACCUGGUCGCGGCAUGUAUCACGAUGUAAAGAGGAGACUACCUUACUACUGGAGCGACAUAACCGAUGCUCUCACUUAUCGAGCUUUCGCCAGUACAGUCCGCAUGUACUUUGUCAACGUAUUACCUGCCAUCGCAUUCACACUCGACAUGUACCGUCGAACGGGCGGGUUCUUCGGCAUCAACGAAGCCCUCUUUUCGUCUGCAUUAGCAGCCAUGGUGUUUAGUUUGCUCGCUUGCCAACCUCUUACCAUUGUGGGAGUCACUGGUCUAAUCGCACUUUUCAACUACACCAUCUACGACAUCGUCACCCAAUAUGACCCCUCGAUUUAUCCAGCAUUCACCGCAUGGGUCGGAAUCUGGGCUGCCAUCUUUCACUGGAUCGUUGCCUUUGGAAACUUCAGUGACUACAUGGCCUAUGUCACUGACUUCUCGAGUGAGACAUUCGGCAUGUAUGUCGGAAUCAUCUACUGUGUCAAGGGUGUUGAAGAGCUGGUAUAUCUCUUCCAAGAAUCUGGGUUUGACGGUGGCUACCUCUCCAUCGUUAUUGCCAUAUGUUACUUCGGCUCAGUCUACGGUCUCGAGAAGCUUGGUAACAGUACGGUGUUUACCCCAGGUAUUCGAAGCAUCCUCGCCGAUUACUCCUUCGUCUUUCCUACCCUGUUCUGGGUAGGCUUCUCGCAUAUACCUGGACGUCUUGAGGAGACUGGACUAUACCGAGUUCCUAUCGGCAAGGCCUUUGCACCGACGCAGGACAGAAAUUGGGUAAUUGACUUCUGGAACCUUGACGUCAAGUGGGUAUUCGUGGCUCUGCCAUUUGGCUUCUUGAUGAUGCUGUUAUUCUACUACGACCACAACGUGUCAUCUCUCACAGCACAGGCCCGCCAAUACCCCCUCAAGAAGCCCGCUGGUUUCCACUGGGACUUCUUCCUUCUCGGCUGCACAUGCUUCGUUGGUGGCGUUAUCGGCCUCCCACUUCCCAAUGGCCUGGUACCGCAAGCACCCGUACAUACAGAUUCCUUGACCGUUUACGAGACCAGACUGGAGAUCACCAAAACCGAAGACGGCGGUGAGAUCCGUAAGCCAUUCGUCAAGGCUACUGCCGUUGUCGAGCAGCGUAUCAGUCAUUUCUUAAUGGGUAUGGCCAUCUGGGGUACCAUGACCGGUCCCUUACUUAUCGUACUACACACCAUGCCCGCAGCAGUCUUUGCUGGCGUGUUCUUCGUCGUCGGUUGGGGCUCCAUAGAAUCCAACGGCAUUGUCAGCAAGUCGCUCUAUCUCAUGUCCGAGAAACGCUUCAUCCAACCCGAUAACCCGCUCAACCGUGUCUCACGAAGCAAGAUCCGACUUUUCAUCGGCCUUCAAAUACUCGGUGUUGCAUGCACAGUCGCCAUUUCGCAGACUAUCGCCGCUAUCGGCUUCCCGGUUCUCAUCAUCGCGCUCAUUCCGCUACGCACAUUCUUGAUGCCCAAAUGGUUCACAGCACACGAGUUGGAUGUUCUGGACGCCCUAACGGCAGACAACCCUUCCGUGUUGGUCAGCUUUGGCGGAACACCGAGUGGUAUGAAGGCUGGUGGUCCUAUGGAGGGCGGUGCUGGUGGUCCCCGAGACGAGGAGGCUCAAGCACACCCACAUUCUGCCAUGCGUCAACGAGCAGGAAGUCUUCACCGAGAAGAGUAGAAACCUUUGGUACGGCUACGGUAUAGACAAAAAUGUGGAUUUAGCGAGGGGUUUUAGGGCGGUGGCGACGCUGGUUUGUUAGACUAAUAUUCAUUUCGGGAAACAGGCUUCUUAGCCAUUAAGAAGUAUUUAAUGUAUUACAGUAUUUAGUUUCACAAUUCCUUGCGCAGCCUAGAUCUCCGGCGUAUCAUGUCAUGGUAGGAAUAGUGUGCUGAUGAACAACUUUCUCUUUUCUCCGUCGC
Molecule: messenger RNA, 2447 nt
Organism: Alternaria rosae
Lineage: Eukaryota; Fungi; Ascomycota; Dothideomycetes; Pleosporales; Pleosporaceae
Product: HCO3 transporter family-domain-containing protein
Exons: 5
Coding region: 412-2205 (597 amino acids)
Biological process (GO): monoatomic ion homeostasis; monoatomic anion transport; transmembrane transport
Cellular component (GO): plasma membrane
Molecular function (GO): solute:inorganic anion antiporter activity
Source: RefSeq, a predicted model, not a curated record